GUUGAUCUGUCACACUGGAACUGCUGCAUUUAUUUUUUCUAGGGAUUGUUUGAGAAGUAAGUCAUUAGAGAUGAGCAUUCCUGUGGUGGAUUUUAGUGUUUAUAGUCUAAAUAAGGAAGAUGCUACAGACGAACAGCUGCGAACCCUGAGUGAGGAGCUGAAAAAAGCAUUUUCACAAGUUGGAUUUGUUUUCCUCGAAAAUUCCGGGAUCACGCAAGAGGAGGUGGACCGUGUAAUGGACAUAUCUAAGAAGUUUUUUCUGCAACCAGAAGAGGAGAAGAAGCCCUUCAGCAGGAAGAGUUUCACUAACAGCCCCAACCACGGCUGGGUGUCGAUGGAAACUGAGAGGUUAAACCCGAGCCGGCCUGGAGACCUAAAGGAGGCCUUCAACACUACAUCAUUUCACCCUGACAUUAAAUGGCCAUCAUCAGAUGCUGUGAGAGGAUUCCAAGAGAUCCAAGUGUCUUUCUUCCAGCGCUGUAAAGAGUUGAGUCUGCGGUUGCUGAGGGUGAUGGCCCAGAGCCUCGGUCUGGAUCCAGAUGUGUUCCUGCGAGCACAUCGAUUUAUAGGAACUGAUGAGAACGGCACGACGUUGCGCUCUCUCUACUAUCCCCCGGUAAGAAGAGAGAGCGCUAAGGAGGGACAGCUGAGAUGUGGCGAACAUUCAGACUACGGCAGCAUCACUCUGCUUUUCCAGGGCUCCGAUGGUCUGCAGGUCUGCACACUAACAGGGGAGUUCAUCUCUGUGCCCACUAUCCCUGGAGCCGUCUUGGUCAACAUUGCUGACCUGAUGCAGCGCUGGACUAGUGAUCACUUGGUCUCUGUGCGUCACCGUGUUUUGCUGCCCCCAGCUGGAGACUCAAGCACUCGUCAGUCUUUGGCCUACUUCGUCCAGCCAGACGACGAGGCCCUAAUCACGUGCUACGAUGGCUCAAACAAAUACCCUCCCAUCACAGGAGGCGACUAUCUCAAGCAGCGAUUCAGCGAAUCGUAUGGAAACAGUUGAAGACGCGCUCACCAGUCGGAUCAAAUGGUGCACAAAUGCCAAAUUUCUCCAGCACAUAACAUUCUUCGUAAAGAUUUGGAUUCCACACCUUGACCUGGAUGCAAAUGGAUCAACAUUUAUAAACAGAUGCGGGGAAGAAAUAUUUUGUUACCUACUAGCAAAACAAUCUAAACUGAAUGAAAUGUUUAAAGGUAUUUUGAAUAAGAAAGCUUUCAUUGACCCCAUGAAGUCAUUCCACAGGAAACUUCCACGUGGCAAACUGUUUUUUCUUUUUCACUGAUGUGUUUGUAAGAAAUUUUAAAUCAGGAUCUAAUAAAACCAUGUUUCCCCUUAAAAUUAA
Molecule: messenger RNA, 1346 nt
Organism: Cyprinodon tularosa
Lineage: Eukaryota; Metazoa; Chordata; Actinopteri; Cyprinodontiformes; Cyprinodontidae
Exons: 7
Coding region: 71-1006 (311 amino acids)
Molecular function (GO): dioxygenase activity
Source: RefSeq, a predicted model, not a curated record